Molecule: messenger RNA, 949 nt
Organism: Limulus polyphemus (Atlantic horseshoe crab)
Lineage: Eukaryota; Metazoa; Arthropoda; Merostomata; Xiphosura; Limulidae
Product: degenerin mec-10-like
Exons: 10
Coding region: 146-949 (267 amino acids)
Biological process (GO): sodium ion transmembrane transport
Cellular component (GO): membrane
Molecular function (GO): ligand-gated sodium channel activity
Source: RefSeq, a predicted model, not a curated record
UAACGCUAGGUGGGGUGGAAACAUCUUCGAGUUGUCACCUGCCGUUUAUUGGAGUUUAGAUAACUUUAACACUGAACUACGACUGUUGCUACAUUUUGACAGUAGAGAAUAUUCAGUAAUAGAGAAGAGUGUAAGAGGGAGGCUAAUGGUGCAUCCACCUGAAGUUGUUCCUAAUCCUGAACUUCACAGUGUUACCAUAGAACCUGGUAAAGCCUACCGGUUUAAAGUUGAAAAGAGAACCACGAAACUGCUUCCCACUCCGUAUCAAACUAAUUGUUUAGAUUACACAACACUUAACAGAGAGAAGCGAACAAACGCCACAAUGACUCAAGAAAACUGCAUCGACGAGUGCUACAUUGAAACUAUACUUGAUACUUGUGGAUGUACCAAAGCCCGCCUGGCUAUAACCUAUGGUCUGAAUGUAACGAUAUGCUGCGGAAACAAAAGUUUAUCUUCAUGCCUGAGAACCAAUCAGAAAAAACUGGAAGACAUCUGCCAAGCUCGUUGUCGUCUGCCGUGCAAAAAAGAUUUCUUUAUUGUUGACAAUGGUGACUCCUAUAUCUGGCCGCAAGUGCAAGAAGAUAUGGAUGACGAGCUUAACUACUCUACUUUGGAUGACGCAAGGAAGAACAUAGCAUGGGUUCGUGUAUUCUAUGGUACUACAGAACAGAAGGUGUACAUUCACAGGCCAAGACUAGAGGCUAUUGAGAUAUUUAGCCUGGUUGGUGGAUACUUGGGGCUGUGGCUCGGAAUGUCUCUGUUUGACCUUCCUCGGAUAGGGAAAUAUUUAGUGAAGCUAUUCCAAAGUCAAGUAGCAUUUCACUCAAAGUCUUCUCUGUCCAGACAUCAGAGGAGAGUGCGGUUAAAUAAGGGAAAAUACAAUUUUGAAUAUAUUCAAAUUGAAAAGUUGAUGGUGCGACGUAAUGCUACAAAAGAUAAGAUUCUUUAA